This is a messenger RNA of Perkinsus marinus ATCC 50983, 774 nucleotides long. RefSeq lists its product as hypothetical. Gene Ontology annotation, cellular component: perinuclear region of cytoplasm; nucleus; cytosol. The annotation marks the transcript as partial. The transcript is spliced from 8 exons. Lineage: Eukaryota; Perkinsozoa; Perkinsida; Perkinsidae. Gene Ontology annotation, biological process: activation of GTPase activity; nucleocytoplasmic transport. The record is from RefSeq and is a predicted model, not a curated record. Gene Ontology annotation, molecular function: GTPase activator activity; small GTPase binding.
GCUUUACGAGAGUCCAACUACAACAAGUUGAAGGCGAUGAGACUGUGGAAGUGUGAUAUGGGAGAUGAGGGUGUACGGAGUGUUUGCAAAUACCUCGAGAUGCCUGUUAACCCUAAGUUCGGUGGUUGUAUAGUAGAGGAUGUUCAAAUCACUGAUGGUGGAGUGACGAGUCUCGGGUGUGCUAUACUAGGGCGGACCCUCAGCUUGAAUGGAUAUAAGCUCAUAACCCUACUCAAACUAGACUACAACAAGUUUGGCAGUGCUGGUGUCGAGGCGUUGGCAGAGGGUCUAUGCCAGAACGGAUCAAUACGUGGCCUCAGCUUACAGUACUGUGAUAUAGGCCCGGAAGGAGCUCAGCACUUAUCCCUUAUUCUCAUCUUUGUCAACUGUAUUAUAGAAGAUCUCAAUCUUCGUGGUAACAACCUACAGAGUUUGGGGUUCCUAGAGCUCAUGUCGCGUGGAUUCCGGGGGGCUAGGAAGUUGAAGGCGAUCAAUGUUGCUGAUAACAAGAUCCACGAGGAGGAGAGGCUACUGCUUGAACUUACUAGAGUCUUCCGUGAGAAUCUAACGAUAGAACGAUACAAUUUAAGCUCUAAUUUCUUCACUGAUGUUGGGGCUAAGCGAGUGGUACAGGGAUUGGUAGGGUCGACUCACAUUAAGGAGGUCCUUGUCACGGAACGGUGCUCUCCUACUACAUUGGAGGCAUUGGAACAGGCCAUGGGAGCGAGCAAAGGGAAAAAGGGCGGCAAGGGUAAAAAAAAGAAAAAGAAAUGA